GACGAAUUUUGGGUUCAAAGAUGACGGCAAUAAGGUGGCUGUGACUAAACGUCACGUUUUAAUUGCAAACGCCACCGAGCGGUUUUGAACAUACACAGGUGACAGCGGCCAAUAAGCCGCCACUGGCAGUGAUAUUGUUUCCCUCUUGCAUUUGAGAUGAAACAGGAACCCGGGCAAUCUUGCCAAGCCGAAGCUUGUGCACUUCAAACAUGCCUUUCUGCACAUACCUACUCUCCGGAGAGAUGCGAUGCACAUCUUAAACAGCUCUAUCAAUGUUGCUCCAAGCUGUAUCAGGACCGCGCAGAGAAUAAUGGCACAGAACAUGUCAAAGGUUCCAACCAAGAAAGUAUAUCGACAGCGUGUCCAAUGCCGGGGGUAGUUGAGCGUUGGCUCAAGAACCACCCAUGAUGAUCGGCGAUAACGUUCCUGCAAAUUGAAUACGCGCCCAGACAUCCACUUCACACCAAUAGGGCUCAAGUUGCCCAUCGUUCGGAUGUGCCUGUCCGCAGAUGCAAGUGCUUUUGGACGGUCGAUCCUUGGUUAUGUUAGAAGCGUGUGAGGUCGACAUAUCAGGUGCUUCCUACUAGAUGUUGGCUAUGGUGGUUUUUAUUGCACAGCUAUACUGUUAUUAGGCGCUCAAAGGCACGCAUUACACUAAAUCUACCACCAUGGACUGAGGCUGUGCCACAGCUCGUCUCUUGCAGUUAGC
Messenger RNA from Suillus subaureus, 709 nucleotides. RefSeq lists its product as uncharacterized. The coding region runs from base 157 to 408 and encodes 83 amino acids. The record is from RefSeq and is a predicted model, not a curated record. NCBI's taxonomy places the organism in Eukaryota, Fungi, Basidiomycota, Agaricomycetes, Boletales, Suillaceae. The transcript has 3 exons.